Stomoxys calcitrans (stable fly) is the source of this 1943-nucleotide messenger RNA. RefSeq names its product low density lipoprotein receptor adapter protein 1-B. The transcript is spliced from 2 exons. The record is from RefSeq and is a predicted model, not a curated record. NCBI's taxonomy places the organism in Eukaryota, Metazoa, Arthropoda, Insecta, Diptera, Muscidae. The coding region runs from base 780 to 1700 and encodes 306 amino acids.
UUUUCUCGUUUCAUUUCGUAUUGAAAUUUCGUGGUGGAAACAAGUUUCGCGCACUCUCGCUCACUCUGGGCCAAGCGUUGUUUUCGUAGUUAGCUGCCAUUGUUCGUUGUGUUUACGAAAGACAGAGAGACGGACAUUGGGACAGACAGACCGACAGAGAUCGGUCGUUUAAAAACGUAAAAACCAUUAAAAAAUUGUACAAAAGAAAGAAAACAAGAAACAAAAAAAUACAUGAACGGUCAUAAAUAAAUUGCGUUGCGGUGAUUCUAAUUCAAACGUUUUGUCACGAAAAAAAAAACUAAAAAUAAAGCGACAUUAGUGUCAUCGCUGAAAGCAAAAUUGAAGAGCAAAUUUGUUGCUGUGUAAUUUUCAACAUCAGUGAAAUAACAAAGCAAAGCACAAAAACAGCAAGAGCAACAUUACUUGGUAACUUGGUUGGCUGUCAAACGGGGGUUAUUUUGCACAUAGCAAUUAGCACCAGCAACAAAAGUUAACGCCGCCGCAUUGCGUCGCUUUGCUAUUCACCUACCAACGGGCGAAGUUUUUGGGAAAUUUUCAGUUUUGUUUUGGUUUCCGUGGAUACACCAAAGUCAUUUGGGCCGACAACCAGUUCACCUGCAUCAUUAUUUGCAAGCGGAGUUUCCAAGUAAUCGUUCAUACCGAGGAUUGCUGCUGGCUGUUCCAAGUUGCUUAGCCACAUCACUUGGCACCGCCCAAAACUUGGUGAUUUUCCUCAGAGAAUUUUUGGAUUAGUGAGACAGACGCCUUUGUGACUGACCAUGGCAUUUUUUCGCAAAUGGAAAACCCACUACAAACACAAAAAAUUCACCUCUGAUGAUGCCAUAGAUGGCGAAGACUGGGGCUUAGGUGAAAAGAGCCUCAAGGAAUCCGGCAGCACAAAAAAGAACAUCGAUAACAUGAAGUUGAAUUUGGAGGGAGCUCUCGAAGCCGACGACGAGGAAGACAACAAGCCUAUAUUCCAAUCGUUUGACAUCAAAUAUCUUGGCUGUACACCCAUUGAGAACAAACGCUCCGAGAAGAUAACAUCGGAGGCUAUAAAAACUGUGAUUGCCAAUGCCAAAGCCGGAGGUAGGAAGAUCAAAACACAAAAGCGGGUCAAAGUCAACAUCUCAGAGGAGGGAAUCGAAGUGCUGGAUCAUGCCACCGAUGAUACUCUGAUGCGUUUCUCCAUUUACAAAAUUUCCUAUUGUUCUGUUGAUGCUUCACAUGAUCAUGCCUUUUCAUUUGUGGGCUCGGAGCCGGACCCAUUGUCCGAUAAAGAGAAAAUGUCUUGUCAUGUCUUUUUGUGUCCCAAGCGUAAGAUAGCCCAUGAAAUAACUUUGCUGGUGGCGCGUUGCUUUGAAAAUGCCUAUCAACAUUGGCGGGACACAGUUGUGCAUCAGGUGAAAAACCCUCAAAAUGGUGGGGUCACUGUUACCACCACCACUAUUGGUAAUAACAAUAACAACAAUGGCAAAAAUGAAAGCAAUCACAUAUUGAAGGAACAAAAUGGCUUUGGCGGAGGUCUCAUACAAUCCAAGGCCGAUGUACAUUUCACUGCGCCGCAGAAGGAUGAGAAGAAGAUUGACAAUCCCCUAAUCGAUCUAGCUGCCACCGAUAGCGAUGUCCGCAAAUACUUACAAAACACAUGGGUAUCCUUUGAAGAUGAGCCGGAGGGCUUCCACAUUGCGGCAUGCUAAUGUUGGCGAUAUGUGAUCAAAUGUUUCUUCUUUUGCCAAAAGUCUAAAUAUUAACCUUUCUAAAUAAUGUUGUCCUACGUUAGUUUAAUUAUUUUGCACAUACUUAUUAUGUACAUAUCUAUGAUAGUUGUUUAGUUUUUACUUGUACAUAUAUAUAUAUAUAUAUACAAUACCACAAAUGUAUAUGUCGUCAACAUUAUUAUUGUUAAAAUUUUUAUAAAUAAACUCUAUUAUACUCCUUUA